Acanthosepion pharaonis is the source of this 945-nucleotide messenger RNA. The record is from the annotation of a GenBank genome assembly. Lineage: Eukaryota; Metazoa; Mollusca; Cephalopoda; Sepiida; Sepiidae.
AUGUUGAAUUCUUCCCAGCGCAUUGGUGUCAGCAAUUUCACUACUUCUUUACUUUUCCCGGGCGCAAUCUCUUUAUUAUAUAUAAGGAAGCAAUUAGACAGAAUCGCUUCAUUAAUUAAUCCACAAUCUACGCACUUUCUUUCCACCUAUCUCUUUCCAUCUCUCUUUUCCACCUCUCUCUUUCCACCUUACUCUUUUCACCUCUUUCUUUCCACCUCCAUCUUACCACCUCUCUCUUUCAACCUCCCUGUUUCUACCUCUUUCUUUCCACCUCUCUUUCAACCUCCCUGUUUCGACCUCUUUCUUUCCAUCUCUCUCUUUCCACCUACCUCUUUCCCCCUCUCUCGUCCACCUUCCUCUUUUCACCUCUUUCUUUCCACCUCUAUCUUACCACCUCUCUCUUUCAACUUCCCUCUUUCUUUCACUUUUUCCACCUCUCUCUUUCCACCUACCUCUUUCCACCUCUCUCGUUCACCGUCCUCUUUUUCGCCUCUUUCUUUCCUCCUCCAUCUCACCACCUCUCUCUUUCAUCCUCCCUCUUUCUUCCUCUUUUUCCACCUCUCCCUUUCCACCUCUCUCUUUCCAUCUACCUCUUUCUACCUCUCUCGUCCACAUUCCUCUGUUCACCUCUUUCUUUUCACCUCCAUCUUACUACCUCUCUCUUUUAACCUCCCUCUUUCUACCUCUUUCUUUCCACCUCUCUCUUUCCACCUAUCUCUUUCCAGCUCUAACUUUCUACCUCUCUCUUUCCACCUCCCUCUUUCCACCUAUCUCUUUCCAGCUCUAACUUUCUACCUCUCUCUUUCCACCUCCCUCUUUCCACCUAUCUCUUUCCAUCUCUCUCUCUCUCUCUCUCUCUCUCCACCUCUCUCUUUCCACCUCUCUGAAUCUAAAUUCUAUCUAUCUUCUAUCUAUCUAUCUAUCUAUCUAUCUAUCUAUCCUUAA